Molecule: messenger RNA, 2880 nt
Organism: Anas platyrhynchos (mallard)
Lineage: Eukaryota; Metazoa; Chordata; Aves; Anseriformes; Anatidae
Source: RefSeq, a predicted model, not a curated record
AUGGCUGAUAUGUGGGGAAUGAGCUUCUUCCCCAGCCCAGAAGCUUUCUGGGCCUUCUACUCCUUCUUGUGGCUGCUACUGAUGGCAGUUGCCUGCUACUUCCUGAUGCCCGGGGCGAAGCCGCAGGAAGGGAGGAAGACAAGGCACCACUGCAGAAGACACCAGGAGAAUCGCAGAGUUUGGACCCUCCACAACUCUUCAUGGUGCAAGAGGAACCAAUGUCCUGAGCAUGCAAAGGUGGAUGGAGUCCAGGAACUAGCCAAACUGUUCAGCAGGAACCUUGAGGACUUCAACAAAUGCAUGGAAAUGCUUGACUUGGAGUUGCCAGAGGACAGCCGUGAGUCUACCACUUCUGACAUAGAGAGUGACACCAGCUGCUCUUCAGUGAUGUCUCUGGACUCUUGGCACACCAUCUCCUGCACUAGUAUCAUGGAGAACAAAAGCACACAGAUUUCAUGGCCAUCUACCCCCACUCCUGUGCAGAAAGCAGACUCACUUCAUGGUUCUGAGGUCCAACCUGGCCUCAUGCAUCCCAAGGCUGGCCCUGGGAAGCAGCGUGACCAUGACACUCGCCCACCCUGCAUAGAAGAGGUGGUCAGAUGCCACAGGGCCAGCAGUGUGCAGCAAAACCAGCAACAUGUCCAGGUCCAGCAGGCUGCUCCCACCCAUCCUCCAGCGGUGCCUAAAUUCCAGUCCACAAAACUGGAGGCACAAAAGGAGACCCAGGAGACCCAGGAGACCUUGGACUGCUUCCCCCCAAAAAAGAAAGAGGAGCAGAAACAGGGCCUGCCAGCUGAUGUGGACAAGCCUUCAAAAGACCCUGCCUCUGCUUCAAAAAUAUCUAAGCGAGCAGAAAAGCCUACUUUGAAGGUGAUUCCCAUGGUGCGGGAAAUGCCCUGUGUGGACAAGACCGUGGAAAGACAUCUGGAGGGGCCUGAUAUACAAAAGAAGAUAAAAAGAUUCUUCAGGAUGACAAGAAAGUUCCUGGCUUCCAUGAAGAGAUUUUUCAGCUACAUCCGGGGGCAAAAAGACUCUCAGACUGAGGCUCCACAGAGGAACACCAGGCAGCGCCACUGCUCACCCUUCCAGCACUUUCAGCAGCACGCUCACACCACAAAGUCGGCAGUGCAGCUGUCAGAGCAGACCCCUGGCCCUCAGCAAGAGGCAGCAGCCCCCAAGGACAAAUUCACCCAGGGGAUGAAGGAGCCUGUCCACUCUGUGCCAGCAACUAUUCCGAAAGUGGCACAAGGGAUGAAGCCUCAGGACGGUGGGGACAAACCCCGACAGAAGACGGGGUGUGGAGGAAGAGCCAACGGCAGCAGCACGACCAGCAAGAUGACCCUGCCUGGCACCAGCAAGAAGAACCGGGGCCCUGGGGCAGCAGGGCUUGUUUGCAGUCCUUCCCCUUCCACACAGGCAGAGCAGGCAUCGCCACAGAGCAAGGGAGCUCCACGGGGUCAAUCAGAUAAGAAGGGUGAUGGCCCCAGCAUCUCCGCUACGGGGGACAUGGGGACACCAGCACCUCCAAGAAGAAGGCGCCCACGGAGAAAACACAGCUUCAGUGGGGACAGACCCUCAGCUCUGCCACGACCUCCACACCACGUUUGGAUUGCUCUUGAUAUGCCCCACAUGACAAAGGUCCCUGCAGCACGAAAAGAAUGCCGCAAAGCCAAACAAAAUGAUAAAGAUCUGGAGAAGCAGGUGCAGGCUUCACAGUCGAAGCAACUCCCAGACAAUGCGGGGCAAGCAAGGGUGGAUACAGCAGCAGAGGGCACUGGGGCUGUGCCACGCAGAAGACACAGAAGGGCACGGAAGGACAAGGGAUGUUCCCAGGACAGAUCUGUCUUCGCAAGACUCCGCCCUAAGUGCAUCAAAGCCACCUUGGUCCCAAAGGAGAGAAUCUGGAGGUGCCGUUCCCCUGAGGCUUUCAGAGGCAGCAUGGGCUGCCAAGCUCCCUGGAGGCUUGACUUGAAGUUGCCAGAGGACAGCGGUGAGUUUCUCACUUCUGACACAGAGAGUGAUACCAGCUGCUCUUCAAGAACAUCUCUGGACUCUUGGCGCACCAUCUCCUGCACUACCGUCACGGAGGAUGAAACCAGACAGAUUUCACAGGCAUCUAUCCCCGCUCCUAUUCAGAAAGCAGUCUCACUUCAUGCUCGCCCACCCUGCACUAAAGAAGUGGUGGUCAGAUGCCACAGGGCCAGCAGUGAGAAACAAAAGCAGACUCAGGAGACCCAGGAGACCCUGGACUGCUUCCCCCCAAAAAAGAAAGAGGAGCAGAAACUGGGCCUGCCAGCUGAUGUGGACAAGCCUUCAAAAGACCCUGCCUCUGCUUCAAAAAUAACUAAGCAAGCAGAAAAGCCUACUUUGAAGGUGAUUCCCAUGGUGCGGGAAAUGCCCUGUGUGGACAAGACUGUGGAUGGACAUCUGGAGGGGCCUGAAAUACAAAAGGAGAUAAAAAGAUUCUUCAGGGUACCAAGAAAGUUCCUGGAUUCCAUGAAGAGAUUUUUCAGCUACAUCCAGGGGCAAAAAGACUCUCAGACUCUCAGACUGAGGCUCCACAGAGGAACACCAGGCAGCACCACCCUUUUGGCGCUUUCAGCAGCACGCUCACACCACAAAGUCGGCAGUGCAGCUGUCAGAGCAGACCCCUGGCCCUCAGCAAGAGGCAGCAGCCCCUAAGGACGCAUUGACCCACGGGUCAUUACCAUAACAAGAACCAAAAGAACCACAAAAAACGUUUAACUCCGGGAGCCCCCAUCCCCUGCCCUGUCUGGCCACGUGCUUCCCCUUACUGGUCCAAGGUUCAGCAGGACCCAGCAGGGCACGGAUCCAGCAAGCAGCAGAUUUCUGCCAGCCCCACGAGGGAGCGGGGGCUCU